This is a messenger RNA of Syngnathoides biaculeatus (alligator pipefish), 4018 nucleotides long. RefSeq names its product solute carrier family 25 member 36a (gene slc25a36a). NCBI's taxonomy places the organism in Eukaryota, Metazoa, Chordata, Actinopteri, Syngnathiformes, Syngnathidae. Gene Ontology annotation, molecular function: pyrimidine nucleotide transmembrane transporter activity. The coding region runs from base 397 to 1332 and encodes 311 amino acids. Gene Ontology annotation, cellular component: mitochondrion. Gene Ontology annotation, biological process: pyrimidine nucleotide import into mitochondrion. The transcript is spliced from 7 exons. The record is from RefSeq and is a predicted model, not a curated record.
UUAACACUAUGAGCUCUGCCCUCUUGCCGCAGCGACCUAAGGCAAAGGACAAAAUCAGGAGGAACGAGUGAUGUUCCAUCUAAUCGUUUGUUGCAGCUCAAACGAAGAUACCGCGUGGUGGCUCGCACCGUCCGCUGUGCUCUAAUUCGGGAAUAGAAGCUAGCAGCUAGCGUUGAAAAACAGACAUCGAAGCGCAGACAGAGGGCCCCGAUUGGCGUUCGAAGUCCUCUCGCCGCCCAUCAUCACCGCCGUCGUCGUUGUGUCCAUUCUACGUGUGUAUUCCUCACCAAGGCGAAGAAACAUCCACGAGAAGACAUACGGGACAGCAGCAAGCGGUUUUGUUUUGCUCCUCUGCCGCAGCCCGGAGGUCUGCUGCUCGGCAGAGUAUGCUAAAUAAUGAGCCAAAGGGACACACUGGUUCAUUUGUUCGCCGGAGGAUGUGGGGGUACAGUGGGGGCCAUUUUGACUUGUCCUCUGGAAGUGGUGAAGACCAGACUCCAGUCCUCCUCAGUCACGCUUUACAUCUCUGAAGUCCAGCUCAGCACCGUAAACGGAGCCAGCGUCGCUCGUGUAGCUCCGCCGGGGCCUCUGCACUGUCUCAAGUUAAUCUUUGAGAGAGAGGGCCUGCGCUCACUCUUCAGGGGAUUGGGACCCAACCUUGUGGGCGUGGCACCUUCGAGGGCAAUCUACUUUGCUGCCUAUUCAACAGCCAAGGAGAAGCUGAAUGGCGUGCUGGAGGCCGACUCAACCCAGGUGCACAUGGUGUCUGCUGGGAUGGCAGGGUUCACUGCCAUUACAGCCACUAACCCCAUAUGGCUGAUAAAAACCCGCAUGCAGUUGGAUUCCAGGAACAGGGGUGAACGCCGCAUGAAUGCUUUCGACUGUGUUCGGCGGGUGUAUCAGAUGGAUGGCUUGCGAGGUUUUUACAAGGGCAUGUCGGCGUCGUACGCGGGCAUCUCUGAGACGGUCAUCCAUUUUGUCAUCUACGAAAGCAUCAAACGUAAGCUCCUGCAGUCGAGGGCCCAAGCCAGCAUGGAGGGCGAGGAGGAGUCUGUCAAAGAUGCCUCUGACUUCAUUGGCAUGAUGCUCGCUGCCGCAACUUCCAAGACCUGUGCCACCACCAUUGCAUACCCCCACGAAGUUAUCCGCACAAGGCUACGAGAAGAGGGAAGCAAGUACCGCUCCUUCUUCCAAACUCUACUGACCGUACCCAGAGAGGAGGGAUACUGGGCGCUAUACCGUGGCCUCACCACGCACCUUGUCAGACAGAUUCCCAACACGGCCAUCAUGAUGUGCACCUACGAAGUGGUGGUGUACCUGUUUGGACAUUAGACCCUGUCGCCCGUUUUUUCCCCGACUCUGUACAGACUGGAAAAUGUAAGCCUUUUGGUGAGAAGAAAAUGAAGACCAAAGCAAAACCCAACAAGCUGAAAUGGACAAGCAGAAUACAAAAAAGUAAUAUGUGAAAUAUGAAAGGAGGAAGGCCUUUGGUACCAUUUCAACCUCUUGACUGCUAGUUCCCGUCCUUAGUUUUUCUGAAGAGAUAGAUUGCUGAACUUUGCCAUGGAUAAGAGAUGAGCUGACGGAAAGAAAGUUGCCUAACAGAAGGAGCCUCUGGGGGGUCGAUGAGGAGCACAAUUCAGUGGCCUUAAGUAUUGUUUCUACAAGGGAUGAGUGAAUCGCUGCUUUUCAUUCCUAUAGAGAACAUUUUGGAAGGGGGAAUGCUUGAAGAUGACUAUUUGGCAGGAAGGGUGAGAAUAACAUAAUAACAGUACAGUGAAGCCUCACAUAUUCAGGGUAUGGAAUUUGCCUAGUCAAAGAUAUUUUUGGAACCUAUCUGACAUUUUUGCUCCAGUCAAAUUACAUAAAACAACUGUUAUUGGUUGUGUCUUUAGAUCCUAUUAUAAUUUGUUCAGCGACCACUCUUGUAACUCAAAACGCAUCUCUAAUCAUCUUUACACAUUUAAAUGAAUUGAAAUACCAUUCAGUUCACCAUUCAUUGUUUCAGCACCCCCAAAUUUUUUUUUCCAAGAAAAUUACCACACUAUAUUACUUGGUAACAACACACAGUAAUGGCAUAUAAAGAAUUACUUUUUGACACGUCUUUUAAUACAAUGGACACUGUCAGUGGUCACUUGGCACUGGUACAAAACAGAUACAGACGGGAGACAGUCAUUGCUCCUCAGUGAGCCUCAGUAUUAUUAGCACUUUGCCGAGGAUAGAAAACAUAUGCCAGAGUAUUGUUAUGGUAUUUCAGUGCAUUGCAUCACCGUUUCUGUUCAAAUACCUGUUGGCUAAUGAUUAGCCUGUCUAUGGCAUUUUGCAUUGUUAACAUUUGAGUUAAGUGGACGUUGCUUAGGCAAGGCCACGUUUUUGAAUACACAGCAUGUAAUUCUCUUUGUUUUGUCUUUAAUUUGACAGUUUACGUUACCUGGAAGUGGCAAUAAAUAAUCUGAAGACUAAUUUUUGAAGAAUUGUUGGAUAUUUGCGAAACCGAUGCUUGUUAUUUAGUGAGUAUAGUUGUUUACUCCCACCAUACAGGGCUAUUAUUAUCUCAAAGUUUUGUUUGCAAGUCAAGAAAACAAUUCGCUGAACGACUGCUGAUGUAUUAAAAUGUUUUUUUUUUUUAGAUAAUUCAUCUCAACGCACCACUGUAUUGGUUUGGCACCAUCUUGGUGCUUUGAAAUAUUUAAAUGAGGUAAGGAUCUUAAAUUAGAUAACAGUAGUUAUUUGCUGCAAUCUUGUGACAUCUAUUGAAAAUGACAGUACAGUAUAAACCUUAUUGGUGCAAAGUCAGUUCCAUCGUGACUUUUGAGCAGGGCUUCACUGUAUUUCUAAUUUGAAAAGAGAACAUUCACAUGCGGACCAUUUUGAGUUUUUUGUGUUGAUAACUGCUUCUCCAAAGUAUUACGUCAGAGAAAUGUCUCAUUUUUUCAGGAAUAUUACCUUUAUCAAGUCCCCAACUCCCAUUAUCUUUAGAUUAUUAGAUUAACCCUGACUUCAAGCAUUCCCCUUGAAGCAAUGGAUCCCCACUGAAAUGCUAAUACUACUUGAACUAACCUAUCACUCAAACACCUUGUAAGGACAAGCUCUGAUUUUUGUGAUUUGUGUGACUGUCAAAAGUACCAAAAUUACGUAUCUUUCAGUGUAAAACUGACUGCAGGUUCGUACCUUACUUAGCCCCCAGAACCUGUAUUUAUAUGUGUAGAUGUAUUUGUGUCGACCACAGUGAAGAUGCAGAUGCGCAUCUACAGCAAUGUGUCUGUAUGUGUAAUGAAUACGUACUAAAGAUUACCCACCCCUGACACUAAUUUUUAAUAUCACAAGACAGUGCAGCUGGGAGUAUGGAAAAGCUCCUGCGUAGAAUGAGCAGGUGCAAUUCCCCACUCCUGUGCCACUUCUUCCUUCCUUUGGCUUCCGUGCCGAGCUGAUAACAUGCACUUUUGUCGCCUCUUAUGAUGGCUUGUGCUUUGCAUUUCAUUGUGUGGACUUUUGAGUUGUGUACAUUGUUUAGAGGGAAAAAAAAAGAAAAAAAUAUAUAUGAAAAUGGUAUUUUGCGCUACUGUUCUUAUAGCAAAUUUAUUGUACAGUGUUGUGUACUCAGUAGAUGUGAAUCUUUCCCUGUGUGUAUAUAAUGACAAUACUGUAUAUGCAUAUCUUUUUUUUUCCCCGUCUGGAUAUGUUGUUUUUUUCCCCCACCAUUUUUGUGCAAUUGAACCUUGUUCUGACAUGACAUUCAUCGUGUUUGCCCCCCCCCCCAAAAAAAAAAUCAGCAAGGAUUAAUAUAUUUCAUGCUGUAGGGCAAUUACUUUCACACUUUUUACUGUGCGCUUGAGUGGAUUUUCUUUUCCGUGACAGUUGUGGGUGUUUCUUAGUCAAGUUAGAAUGUUAUUUGUUUUGUUUACAUAGGAGUACUCGUUUUCAUGUUCGAGUCUCCAUACAAUAUGCUUACUUCGAAGUGUUAAUAUAAUGUGAGUUAAAAAAAAAAGAAGGUAUAAUCCUAUUAUAUUAAAUAUUU